Molecule: messenger RNA, 699 nt
Organism: Fonsecaea nubica
Lineage: Eukaryota; Fungi; Ascomycota; Eurotiomycetes; Chaetothyriales; Herpotrichiellaceae
Product: ribosomal protein S6
Exons: 1
Coding region: 1-699 (232 amino acids)
Biological process (GO): translation
Cellular component (GO): ribosome; mitochondrial small ribosomal subunit
Molecular function (GO): structural constituent of ribosome; small ribosomal subunit rRNA binding
Source: RefSeq, a predicted model, not a curated record
AUGCAAUCGAUAAAGAUCUUGCAAUCGGAGACAAACCCGCCGUCAAACUGCGCCGGUGAAAGUGGAGAUCUCCCAGGGAAAUUCUCAAUUCCAAGCAAAUCUAGCAAUCCACCCUCGUAUACUCUCAGAGGUGACAUCGCGGCCUCAUUGAAAAUGCUGUACGAACUGAUAGCUGUGGUGAGUCCCUUGAGCUUUGUGCUCCUCGAAUUCGAAGGCAAGAUUCAGCUGACGUAUAACAGGUCCGGCCGGGCAACCUCAAUCAUGUCAAAGAGUAUGCUUGCUCUCCCAGCUUCUUUGCACAAGUGGAAUCACUCGCUAACACACUUUGACUCUGCGCACAGAAUCGCCCGCGUCGCCGGCCAACAGAUUCUGGCCUCCAACGGUGUGAUACGCGGCAUGAAGAACUGGGGCCAGUUCGACCUCCCCCGACCGACCACGAAACAUCAAACUCAACAUCGGCAGGGCCAUUACUUCGUGAUGCAGUUUGACGCGUCGGUCAAGGCCCAGCAGGAUGUCCGACGAUUUUUGAGUCUUGAUCCACGAAUGAUCCGGUUCAGUGUCAUUAAGAUCGGCGACAAACUGGGCGGCAUCAAUGGUGCUAUUGAAGAGGUAGACGGAGAAAUACCUUGGAACUCGGGCACCCAAGUCAGAAAUCCAUUUACGGACCCUCGAACAACAAGGACAGGACCUCUAAGAUAG